CGCGUGUGAAAACAUAUAAAGUAUAUUUAUAAUGUUCUCUAAUAGAAAUAUCACGUAAAAUGUCGGCGAUUUUGUCGCCUCGAUGUCCGUAACUUCAUUGCCAAAAUAUCGCUGUUGUAUUGCUGUUAGAAAACUGAGAGGGGUGAUCGUAGCUGAGGACAUUAAGCUGGACUUGCGAUCGAUGCUUCUUCCGGCUUAUUGCUAUAGCUCAUGUCGACGGUCUACAAACCAUCUGGAUUAGUGCGAUUUGUGUCGUGGAGGGCCCGAUUCAGUCAAAAAUGGAAGAUGAACGUGAACAGAUCAAAAUUGUAGAGAAGCCCUCUAUUAAAAGGGUAACAAGUGAGAUUUACAACAAUAAUAACACGUCAGGUUACGUCAGUGAUUCCAGUGAAAGUGAUGUCGUCAUCGAUAAAGAAGUUUCUGAAAUUGCGGCUUCACAGGGAAGUAUUUGGGACAAUUUAUCGAACCAGCUCUCUGAUUUGGCAGCAGGAGAGUCAACAAGCGGUGAAUGUGAUGAUAUCAUCGAUGCAGAUUUUUCAAAACUCGAGGCAUCAGAGGGAAGCAGUUUGGAUGAUUUACGGAACCAGCUCUCUGGUUUGACAGCAGGAGGGUCACAAGCGGUAAAUCAUGAAACCGUCUCUGUGCCGGGGCAGCUUCCUGUCAAUAAACCAUCCGACUCAGCAGGCUCAUUUAAAUUUCCCUCCCCGCCGAAGGACUCUCCUACAGACAACGAACAGCACGAGCCAGCUUCGGCUGACGAAAUGGAUGCAAUCCAUUCAAGGUCGUCGCAAUCGAGCCUUGAUUCCAACAGUUAUUGGUGGAGUUUAGCGUUAUUUGAUCUCCCUCCAAAGGCACUACACGAUGAUGAAGAGAAAAAUCUAUGGCCACUUGAGGAGGAAUUCUCUCUCAAAGAUCAGUGGAAAUUUAAGGAGGAUACUGAUUAUCGGCUUGCUACAGUAAUAGGAGCUGGAGCAUUCGGAAAAUGCUACGUUGGCGCUGUUCAAAGGGUUAAUACUGAGGAAGAGAGAGUAUUCUGUGUCAAAAAGUGUGAAUAUAAAAUGAAUGAAAUCCUAGUCCUAAGUCUUGCAAGGUGGAGCAAGAUUGCUGAAAUCGUCGAGUUUUAUGGAGCUACAGUCAAAGGCAAAAAUGUUCGCAUUUUUAUGGAGUAUAUGGCAGGCGGAACCAUUGCUGAGCUGAUUAAAGAGAGGGAAAUUUCGCAAGAGGAUAGUCUUCGUUACUUAGAGGUUGUCCUUAAAGCUCUAGAGUUCUUACAUUGCAAGGGGAUCGUACAUAGAGACAUUAAAGGAGAUAACGUUCUUUUAGAUUUGGGAGAUGAUGGCUUUCUUUCUGCCAAGUUAGCAGACUUUGGAUCUGCAGAAAGUACAGCAAUGGAGCGCGAAGUUAGACCCUCAUUCGAUAUUUGGAAGACCGGCUGUCUGUUGCUGGAGAUGUUGAAUCGUGAAAGACCUCUUCGUCUAAUCGAUGAAAGAGCUCUUCAAAGACAGAACUCGUGUAACCCAGUGGAAGACUUCCCUCCACAAGCCAUGGACAUAACUAAACAACUUUUACGACUUUUGUUCGGACUAGAUGGCAGUAUCCCUACAGCUGCUGCAGUCUUAAAACAUUCAGGAGCUUUUCCUGUGGCAGAAUUGCUAAAUCGCCUUCCUAAGGAAUCAUAAAGUCUGGAAAGUUCCACUUAACCUCAGAUUUCUUUUUAUUUUAUUUUACAAUACACCAUGUGUUCCAAUACAAGCAAAAACCAUAAUUCUAACGUUUCUUACAAUACUUAUGGUGAUUCCCUUUUCCAUUCUUAUUAUUGAAAAUACAAAAUUGUAAUAUAAAUGCUGCAAUCUAAAUAUUAAUACAAUUGAUUAACAACACUAAAUUUUCAAUGCAAAGUUACAGAAAAAAACAAACAAACAAAAGGUUUGGCUAACAACAGAAACAGCCAUGCAAUUACUGUUGCAAGCAAAGCAACAAACAAACAGUCAAAAACAAAACUACCAAAAAAAGAAAGAAAAGAAAAAACUUAAACUGGAGCUGAGAAUUUUGAGUCCAUUGCUUAUAUCUAAGGUUCCUAUGUCAUUAUUUUUGUAUCCCUGUGUUUAAUUACUUACAUUAACCUUCAAUUUGAAACUCUCAAAAUGGACUUACACAUUUCUUGUUGCAAUCCCAAAAAAAUAUUUUUCAAAACUUUUUCUUAGUUUUCUUCCAGAAUCAGUUCCCGGCAAUUUGAAAACAAACCCAAGAAAAAUAUAAUAAAAAUAUUUAUAGAUAACUUGUCGAAUGUUCUAGGUGGAAGAUGUUUACGGAGUGUAUGGAAUUUUCCACAAAAUAUUGAUGAAUGUAUUUUGUAGAAUAACAACAGGCAUAUUAUAUUAAUCAAUAACAACAGGCGUAUUUUUGUACACGUUACUGUAAGUUGUAAAAUAUAUAAAGCAAAGACACUUUUCUAUAUUUAUUUUUCUUGACAUUUUCUCAUUCUAUUAAUAUCGCUGCUUGUUAACUGAAUUGUGUCUGUUCUGUUACUCAUUAUUAUAUAGAUACUGAUGAAAUUCCCAAGAUUUUUCCUUUUACUUAAAAAAUCAUAUCUUCAUUGCACACGGUGAAGAUACUAGAGACCUUAAGAUACCCCGAAAUAGGUGGACGUGUAACGGGUAGCGCCAUGUUUUUUUCAUUUUGCGAUGACGUCAUCGAUCUUAGCCGGAAGACUCAGCCGUUUUUCCGGGGUAGACACCAGUUUACUCGUAGAAGAAUUACGAGUACAAGAGUACGAGAAGAACGAGCUACAUGAUGGAGAAACAAGUGAGUUUUUAACACGUUUUGAAUUGUUUGACUCCUUGGCAAUGUUAUUGCAAGUCUGUUAAAAUAUUUUUGCCAAAUUUUAAAUCUAGUAGUAAAGAAAGUGCGUCAAACUGGAUUGACUUUGGAUCUCAAAUGCGAGGGUUGAACUCCGAAACGAUAUCAAUUUGUGGCGGUAAUUUGGGGGAUUUCUGAGUAUUUCUCCAAUGGUUGUGUCUCCCAAAAGCACUAGCAUUGACAAAUAUGGCAUGGGAGUCAAUGCUGAAGUUGACAAUCAAAGAAAUUGUUUGGUGAUGUGCCUCGAUCAAAUGGCGCGGUUUGCGAUAACAAGUGUCGUGCGCUCGCGCUAUCGAAGAAGAAGCAUAUCAUUGGCGUACUUUCUAAAGACAGAACAUUCGUAAAGGAGAAUUUUGGAUACAUUUGAUAGACUUAAUUAAACAAUUUAGAUAACUUAUUCCUGAAGA
Stylophora pistillata is the source of this 3266-nucleotide messenger RNA. RefSeq lists its product as uncharacterized. NCBI's taxonomy places the organism in Eukaryota, Metazoa, Cnidaria, Anthozoa, Scleractinia, Pocilloporidae. Gene Ontology annotation, molecular function: protein kinase activity; ATP binding. Gene Ontology annotation, biological process: protein phosphorylation. The record is from RefSeq and is a predicted model, not a curated record.